Molecule: messenger RNA, 288 nt
Organism: Naegleria lovaniensis
Lineage: Eukaryota; Heterolobosea; Eutetramitea; Acrasida; Naegleriidae
Exons: 2
Coding region: 1-288 (95 amino acids)
Biological process (GO): protein sumoylation
Cellular component (GO): nucleus
Molecular function (GO): protein tag activity; ubiquitin-like protein ligase binding
Source: RefSeq, a predicted model, not a curated record
AUGAGCGCAGAAGACACUAAAGGAGACGUUAAAGCUGAAGGCAAGGAGCAACACAUCAAUGUUAAAGUGGUGAGUCAAGACGGAGUGGAAGUAUUUUUCAAGAUCAAGAAAAGUACACCUUUGAAGAAGUUGAUGGAGGCUUAUUGCAAGAGACAAGGUCUCAGUGCAGCUUCUGUUCGUUUUGUUUUUGAUGGAAACAGAAUUAACGGAAACGAAACGGCUGAUGAAUUAGAAAUGGACGAUCAGGAUGUUAUUGACGUGCUUGUUGAACAAACUGGUGGUUUUUAA